AUGAUGACCACCGCCCUUCCGUACAUGAACCGGCAAAACGCCAUGAACAAUCGAUCGAAUGGGUCCCUGUCCAAUCGACGAGCCUCUCUCUCCUCAUUCCCGUCAUCACGAUCGCCAUCGCAGAUGUCCCAAAAUUCCCGUCAGGCCAAGUCACCCCAGUUUCCUGUGGCCGAGACAGACCGCACCUCGGAUCCGAGUUCCAAGUCCAAGACGCCAUCAUUGGCUCCAUCAUCUCAGCACUCGUCCUUGUCGGCACCUUAUCGAUUGAACGCCGAUGCCCGGUCGUCGAGAAGGCUCAGGUCGCAGUAUCCCCGUGGGUCAGCCGAUAACCAUGUCGAGUAUAUCCUGGUGGCCUCGUUCGACAUUGACAGAGGUCCUGUUAUGGAACACCAAUAUCCAGUCGCCAUUACCGGAGAUGAAAACAUGCUGGCGGAGCUUAUGCUCCCUGAUCAGGCACACGCUCGAAACCAAGACUGGACCAUAUUUUUCCUGCACAAAGAUACCAGCCAAGAGGAAGAGGAUGCCGAGAGACAAGUGAAGGAGAGGAGGAGACAAAUGCGCAGGAGGAGGCGAAAUAGAGCGGCUGGGGUCAUAUCCGAGGAUGAUGAGGAGGAAUUUGACGACGAGGACGAUGAUGAUGAAGAUGUAGACGACGAAUCCACCGACAGCGAACCCGAGGGCGGAGAAGGCCCGCCAUUGAUUCAUGUAUUGAACCUUGUCAACACCAAACAUGACAAGUCUGUAAAGCGUGGUGCCGUCGUCAAAGCCAUGGCCAUUUGUACGAGGCAUCCCUUUUUACACAUUUACAAGCCUCUGCUCUUACUUGCCUUGGAAGAGUAUUUCAAGUCUCCCGUUCCCGAAACCCUCUCCAUGCUCUAUGAUGCCGUCAAUGCCAUGGAUUUGUCUCUUAUGCCCCGGCUCAGCAUCCUCGAAAGGCACCUCUUGUUGGCUAGUGAGAAUCGUGAUCUAUUUGUCGAGAAGUUUGAGCAAAUGAUUCAAAUACGAAUGGCCGAGGACAAAGCCGAUGGAUUGAUAGACGGACAAGUAGAGGAUUCAAGAAGUCCUGUCAAAUCGGGCGGGAUAUCUCGCGCCGGCACGAAAGCUCACGUCGAGGGUGGAAGCCAAGCCUUGUACUCAGUCCCAAGGGAUACGCACGAAUUUGAGAGCAAAGUCAUGUACAAAGGAAUUCCGAUUCCAAUCAAGGUUCCUACGGCCGUCAUGCCAGAGACAGUUGGCGACUUCUCCCUGAUCAAGCUCAUUCAAAACUUUUCCGAACCACACGCGAAGUCGCCGCAGGCAUUUACCCUUCAUCCCCACCUGACAACCAAUGGAGCUGGCACGCAUCCCAUUAUUGUCCUGGUCAAUGCGUUACUGACACAAAAGCGAAUCAUCUUCUUGGGUCACAACAUGCCUUCAGGUGAGGUUGCCGAGGCUGUCCUGGCUGCAUGUGCUCUUGCGUCUGGUGGGCUGUUGCGAGGCUUCACUCGACACGCUUUCCCCUACACCGACCUGACCAAGAUUGACGAUCUCUUAAACGUCCCUGGCUUUAUUGCCGGUGUCACCAACCCUACUUUUGAGAUGCAUCCCGAAUGGUGGGACAUUCUCUGCGAUCUGCCGAGCGGCCGCAUCAAGAUUAGCAGCAAGAUUGAGCCAGCCGCUGUUACGGAGGGGUUGUUGUACUUUCAGCAACAGAAUCCACCAUUGGCGACCGUGGCCAGCGGCAAUGCAAAUAACAACCAAGAUCUGACGGGCGAUGGAGCUUUCAUGAUAGAUAUUCUGAAGAGCAUUGCUGUGCGCCACGGCGAAAGAGUGAUUCGCGCCAAAUGGAGAGACUGGGUCACGAAAUUCACCCGUAUCGCAGCCCAGUUUGAAGAGAGCGUGUAUGGCGCAAGCGCCUUGUAUAUUGGCAGUGAGGACCAAGAUAUAAGCCUUCCGGGGGCCAGCGGCCACGGUUAUGUCUGGCCAGAUGACGCGGCGAAGAAUAAGGAACUCGCCGGGAAUGUGACCAGAAUCGAGGGCUGGCGAAACACGCGGAGCUACUACAGCUACAUCCAGGACCUCGCGCAGGUAUAUACGGUUCGGCCAUUGAAGGGUCUUGACCUGGCACACAUGCACGACCGGCUCCGAAUGCAACGGCUAUCUCCCAGCCAGAGCAAAGAUAUUUACCUCACGCUUUCAAAGUGUAUACAUUCCUACGACGAGAUCUGCCUGCUGCUAAACGUGGCACCCGAGUCACACGCCGGCCUCUUCUAUCUCGCCCUCGGAUUGUUCCACCAAGAUCGCGAGGUGCGUCUAAAGACGAGCGAGCUCCUCAGUCGUAUUGCGGAGCACGAAGCCGGCCAACACUGGUGGAAGGGCCUUAGCCGCUUCGAGAAGCUGGCCUACGAGCGCAUUCGCAGGGAAAUCAAUUUGGAAAUGCGCGCAAAGCUAGAGAAGGAAGGACUCAGUCCCAGUUACGAACGGAGAAUUAGCUAA
Messenger RNA from Metarhizium brunneum ARSEF 3297, 2475 nucleotides. RefSeq names its product Protein mesA (gene mesA). The record is from RefSeq and is a predicted model, not a curated record. Gene Ontology annotation, biological process: actin cortical patch localization. NCBI's taxonomy places the organism in Eukaryota, Fungi, Ascomycota, Sordariomycetes, Hypocreales, Clavicipitaceae. Gene Ontology annotation, cellular component: plasma membrane.